Messenger RNA from Phodopus roborovskii (desert hamster), 926 nucleotides. It is a transcript of the gene Tmem50a, whose product is annotated as transmembrane protein 50A. The record is from RefSeq and is a predicted model, not a curated record. The transcript is spliced from 7 exons. Bases 73 to 546 code for a protein of 157 amino acids. Gene Ontology annotation, biological process: protein targeting to vacuole; late endosome to vacuole transport via multivesicular body sorting pathway. NCBI's taxonomy places the organism in Eukaryota, Metazoa, Chordata, Mammalia, Rodentia, Cricetidae.
GCAGAGCUGGAGUAAAGUGAGGCCACCGGACGCAGGGCGACUCCCGGCUCCCAUUUGGAUUGACCUGAGAAGAUGUCUGGAUUUCUAGAAGGCGCAAGAUGUUCAGAGUGCAUGGACUGGGGAGAGAGGCGGAAUACUGUUGCCUCCAUCGCUGCUGGCAUUCUAUUUUUCACAGGGUGGUGGAUCAUCAUAGAUGCAGCUGUUAUUUAUCCCAGUAUGGAGGAAUUCAACCACUCAUACCAUGCUUGUGGCGUCAUAGCAACCAUAGCCUUCCUCAUGAUUAACGCAGUGUCAAAUGGACAAGUACGAGGUGACAGCUACAGUGAAGGCUGUCUGGGCCAGACAGGCGCUCGCAUCUGGCUCUUCAUUGGUUUCAUGUUGGCCUUUGGAUCCCUGAUUGCAUCCAUGUGGAUUCUCUUUGGAGGUUAUGUCGCUAAGGAAAAGCCCGUAGUAUAUCCUGGAAUUGCUGUAUUUUUCCAGAAUGCCUUCAUCUUUUUUGGAGGGCUGGUGUUUAAGUUCGGCCGCACGGAGGACUUGUGGCAAUGAAGAUACCCACCGGCCCGCCUCUGCAGCACAGCCACCUGCAUGGGAUUUUUUUUUUUUCACUGCUCACCCAGUCUUUUGUAAUGCUGUUUUCUAAACGUAUUUCUGAGUAUAAUCUCAGCUUAAAAUUGUAUAAUGCUAGAAUCAUGAGAACUCGUAUGUAAACUGCAACAGUCUAGUAUGGCGUGCUCCUAUUCAGCUUUUGCAAUGGGAAGGGAAACUGUUGACAUGAGUAACUUUGUCAGCUUCUAUCAUGGUCUGAGAAAUGGUGGAGCCUUCAGGGUGAGGAUUUGCUCUGGGAUCCAAAGUGUUUGUUUACUAAGCACGGCCUCUACCGUGUCCAAUGUGGAAUAAUGUAUAAACAUUUUCUUGUUAUUAAAAAC